ACAGGAACAAGAAAGUUGAAACGUGCAGUAAGACAAGUAAAAUAUUCUUCAGAUGGAAGUUUAGUUUAUUCCAUUAGUAAAAAUAAGGCUUUAUGCGUUUAUGAUGUUCAAUCGAAUAAGAGGAUUCGUUGCAUUCGUGAGUCGCAUGACGAUAUACCAUAUUCUAUGAGUCUCUUACCUUCCUCUUCUGUAAAGGGACAACAAAUUGCGACUGCCGAUGAAUCUGGCGAAAUUCGAACCUGGGAUAUGCGUUCACCACAGCCAAUUAUUUGCACUUUUCAUGAGCAAGAAGAAGUAAUUAAUGCCUUGGAAACACACGGUCAUAUGUUGUUGGCUGCUAGUUCUGAUGGAACUUUGGGUUCAUACGAACUGCGAAGGCGAAAACUAUUCUUACGUUCUGAAUCAAUGGGGAAUGAAUUGUUGUCUAUAGGUAUUACCAAUGGAUAUUUGGAUAUAUUUAAAGUCAAUGAGUAUGGUAACUUGCUAGAGCGUAUAAAAUGUAAUCAUUCAUUAGGUAUUGACUGCAUGCAAGUUUUGCGAACAAAUGUUAUUUUGACAGCUUCCAAUGAGGAUGACAUUCAUCUGAAUCCGAAUAAAAAACUGGGAGCGGUUGGAAAUUUCUAUGGCGGCAUUCAGCAGUUAGCAAUUAGUGCUAAUAAAGAUUGGCUUGUUUCUCUGGGAUUCAUGAAAUCAAAAAUCAAAUUUUGGGAUCUUGGUCAAAUAUUGAGCAAUGUACAUUUUUGA
Messenger RNA from Dracunculus medinensis (Guinea worm), 744 nucleotides. The record is from the annotation of a GenBank genome assembly. Lineage: Eukaryota; Metazoa; Nematoda; Chromadorea; Rhabditida; Dracunculidae.